Molecule: messenger RNA, 1166 nt
Organism: Oryza brachyantha (malo sina)
Lineage: Eukaryota; Viridiplantae; Streptophyta; Magnoliopsida; Poales; Poaceae
Product: coiled-coil domain-containing protein 115
Exons: 6
Coding region: 168-848 (226 amino acids)
Biological process (GO): vacuolar proton-transporting V-type ATPase complex assembly
Cellular component (GO): extrinsic component of endoplasmic reticulum membrane
Source: RefSeq, a predicted model, not a curated record
CAGGCAAGGCGCAAGCACGCGGCCUCAUCGCACGAGCCCGAAGCCAAACGGGAGUCACGCCCAUCCGGCGGAGGCAUCCGCUCAACCCACCGACCACCGCGGCGCGGCCACUCGUCGCCGUCGACGUGAGGGCUCGGGGGCCUUGCGGCACGGGAUCCCCGCAUACGAUGGCGGCGGCGACGGAAGAGCAGCCGCGAAUCACGGGACCCGUCCCUCAAGUGGAGGGGGAGGGGGAAGAGGCCGAUGAGGCCACCGAGGGGGGACGACGGCGAGACGGCGACGACGAGAUCCUGAGGUUCAUGGACUCUGUGGACGGCUACCUCCUCCUCAUGGACUCCCUCUCCUCCGCUCUCCGCCAGGGGUGGCUUGAUCUGGCGAGUGCCCGGCACUCGAUGGGUACAUCGCGUGUUUCAAGCACACUCUUUGACCACAAAGAGCAAUCUGCAGCCACUAAGCUGCAAGUCGUUGAUCCUGCAGACUCGCUAUCGUCAGAGCCAAACCCACAUUUUAUUCUGUCGAAGUGGUGCUUGCAAGAAAAUUCCAACUCCGAUGACGCUGUUGGUGUGAAGGAUGCUACUAAACCAAAAUUAAGGUACCGAGGGUCCGCCACAACACCAGAAGAUGGUAGCCAUGAAUCGGACACUCUGGCAGAGUCUUCUACUGGUGUGGACACCAGCAGUCAUGUUCAAAAGGCGAGAUCAAAAGCACUAUCGAUCUUUGGGGCACUGGUAUCUCCAAAACUACGAACAGCCCAGACUUCCUUUGAAACAGCACUUGAAUUAAUUGUCGAGUUAGCAAAUUCAAGAUCAAACAUGUUAUCUAGUUUCACACAGAUAAAGGGCGAGUGACUGGUGUUUCCCUUUAUCCAUCCAACACAUCAUGGUCAGAAACGCUUCUUUGGUGCUGUCUGUUGUUGGCCAACUAGUUAACCACGGUAAUCAGGAUACCCGAUUUUCACUAUGUACAAGACCGAGUAGUGUAGAUCUGUCGAAUGAAAAUUUUCGUGCUUCGCUGAGGUGCCGGAGCUAACGAGCAACCGAAACACUGUAGUGUUUUGUUUUUCUCAGGUUACUUUUUACAAGCAUCAGUUUCUGUAGAAAACCGUAUUUAGAUGUUGAGAUGUUGAUAUGAAUGGAAAUGUCUCUGGUGACAAACACCACUUCUUU